Fonticula alba is the source of this 1872-nucleotide messenger RNA. RefSeq lists its product as hypothetical. The record is from RefSeq and is a predicted model, not a curated record. The transcript has 10 exons. Gene Ontology annotation, biological process: maintenance of protein localization in endoplasmic reticulum; positive regulation of cilium assembly. Lineage: Eukaryota; Rotosphaerida; Fonticulaceae. Gene Ontology annotation, cellular component: ciliary basal body; endoplasmic reticulum membrane. The coding region runs from base 118 to 1743 and encodes 541 amino acids.
CCCCCCCCCUCCAUCCGCCCCUUCCUCCCCCUCCCCUCCGCUUGCCACGAAACUCUCUCCGCUUCGCCGCCCCACACUUGCGCUUGGACAAACACCCACGCUGCGGCCGAUGCAGGCAUGUCCUCCUCGGUGCCGAGCUCGCCCCUCACCACACACCAGCGUCGGACGGAGAGGCCGCACACCAUCCUCGAGCGCCCCGCUGGUGCCGGGAUAAGCCGCCCCCCCCGGCCCUCGCUCACAUCAACAAUACGCACGGAGCCUGGACAGUAUGGCCCUGGGGGGCGCGCGUCGGGCAUUGCCCUGUCCCCCUCAGAGCGCCUUCGACGGCUGUCAGUCCACCUCCCACGGGCCUCGCUAUCGGGACUAAAGGAUUUCACCACCCGCCGGAGUCAGACCAUUUAUGACAUCGACAGUGAUCUGUAUGAAUCGCCAGAGCUGGUGGCCGAGCGCCGAGCCCGCCUCCGGAGCAUGCUCGAUGUGCCCUUCCGUCUGGAAGGGUUCCUUGGCCUCGCAUGGCUGGUGUGCCUGCACACCACCAUGUCUGCUCUGUUGGCUGCACCGAUGGCCGCCUUCCGGCUUUUGGUCUCCCUCCCCCAGGGCGAGCUCACAAUCCAAUAUGCCGCGGCGCACCUCCCAGCUUUUUUGCCCAUCAUCUUGCCGAUCCUGGUGUACCGGUUCCGCCUCCUCGAAUCUUCGACCCUAUACCAUUCGACGCGGGCCGGGCAACAGUCGAUGAAGCUAUUUGUCGUGGUCAACAUGCUGGGAGUUGCAGCACGCAUUUUGGCCCCGAUUGGGGCUGAUCUUGGACGAACCCUCUCGACUGCCGCGCGGAAGGACCACCUACCUGCAGUCACGCCAGGGGCCUCGCCGUCCAGCAGUCCGCAGCUGGCCAUGCCGCCGCAUGCCACCGGCGGGACUGAGGCUGCGAGCACAUCUCAUGGGGUCUCCCCGCGUGAGGUUUUCUACCUGGCCGCGGCCUAUACCGUGGUCACUGCCCUGCAUGCGCAUGUCUUGCUGCAGGAGCUGAUCGUGCUGAAUGUGGCUGUCAAUGCCCUCGAUGGUGGUGGUGCGCUCGGCGCCUUGCUGAUGAGCACGCAGUUCAUCGAAAUCAAGGCCUAUAUCUUCAAAAAAUUCAACCGCGGCGGAAUCCACGAGCUUGCCUGCACUGAUGCCAUGGAGCGCUUCCACAUUGCGGUGUAUGGCGCGGCCAUUGCCUUCCGCAAUGCCUCCGAGCUGGGGCUGCUGGAUGUCCUCUUUUCGUCGCCCCUCUCUCUGAGCGGCUGGCUGGCCAUCUUCUCCUACUUUGCUGAGGCCCUCCUCAAGCCCUACCUGAUGCUCGCCCUCUCGGAGCUGCUCGUUGACGCCAUCAAGCAUGCAUGCGUUUCGCGCCGGGCACGUCUUCCCUCCAGGCUUUACAGUGCCUUCUCCGGCUCCCUUCGCGUCAUGCUAAAGUCCUAUCGCAACACCGCGAUCGCCGCGCGCCGGAUCAAGUUCAAUCCGGUCCCCAUUUGCAGCGUGGUUGUUUUCAUCUGCAUCGAGUCCAUCGCCAACCCCCUCUCAGCCCAUUUUGGCCGCACAGGGGUCGCUCUGAUCAUUGGCGCCACCUUCGCUUGCCUGCUUUUGAUGCGCAUUUUGCUGCGCAUCCUGCUGACUCGCCUCGUGCGCGACGCGCCCAAGAUUGAUACCCCGGAGGCAGAGGCCCUCCUUCGGGAUUGUGGCGACACCGAUGCCGAGUAUCUGUAGCGCGGCAUCCCACCUCCGGGCCCUGCCUGCCCUUGGUCGCUCCCUGCGCACACUGUACAUUAUCCCCCCAGCAGACAUCCCCCCUCCCCGCUCACUCUCCCGUGCACAAUACACGCCUUUACGCUCGCA